Messenger RNA from Fulvia fulva, 708 nucleotides. RefSeq lists its product as uncharacterized. NCBI's taxonomy places the organism in Eukaryota, Fungi, Ascomycota, Dothideomycetes, Mycosphaerellales, Mycosphaerellaceae. The record is from RefSeq and is a predicted model, not a curated record. The transcript is spliced from 2 exons. Bases 1 to 708 code for a protein of 235 amino acids.
AUGCCGCAUGCCGCGCAGAACCCGGCGACAGGCCGCUACCAGCUCUACAAGCAAGGCACAGCGCGAAUUGUCGCUUGGCUCGUAGAGACAGCGAGCAAGAUUGCCGACACACCCAAAAGCCUUUGCUCCCUCAACACCCUCGAUGGUGCACCUAAUAGCACUCAGAGGAAGCAAAAAAGUGUGACCAUAGUCAAGACUCGAGAGCUGCUGGCUUUCGCACGGGUCAUCGCGACCGCUUCAUUAUCUAGGGUGCCACCAGCUAUCAUCGACCUUAUCGCCCAGGUCAUCGAAGGUCGACAAGCAUGCGCCGACUGGUAUGCAUUAGAGCCGGCCAGUACCGAAAACAAGUCGCAUGCGCACUUCAUCCAGGUCUUGCGUCAAGUAUAUGAUCUGCUUAAGCUUUUGAGACAGGAAGAGCCACGGACCGUUCGAGCCAAGGCAAAGGCGGUCAGAGAUGACAAUGACGAGGUCGCCAACUUGAGCAAUAUCUUCGCACGACUCGAGGUCGAAGAACCAGCUGCGGCGCCGCUCGGUAAUGCACCCGAUGUGACGAUCCGACUCGAAGCCACGGAACACGAUGCGGAAAUCGAGCUAGAGCACGACGGCGGUAGGAGCAGCUCUUUAAGCUGUACUGUCUUCUCCAGGACGCGCGAGACGUGCGUCUCUUCAUCAAGCAAGCUUGGCGAGACUAUGCAGCGGGUGAGCUGA